This is a messenger RNA of Emiliania huxleyi CCMP1516, 297 nucleotides long. RefSeq lists its product as hypothetical. The record is from RefSeq and is a predicted model, not a curated record. The transcript is spliced from 4 exons. Lineage: Eukaryota; Haptophyta; Isochrysidales; Noelaerhabdaceae. Gene Ontology annotation, molecular function: structural constituent of ribosome; mRNA binding. Gene Ontology annotation, cellular component: cytosolic large ribosomal subunit; ribosome. Bases 1 to 297 code for a protein of 98 amino acids. Gene Ontology annotation, biological process: translation; maturation of LSU-rRNA from tricistronic rRNA transcript (SSU-rRNA, 5.8S rRNA, LSU-rRNA).
AUGAAGGUCAAGGCGGACCUGACAAAGCAGCUCGACGAGCUCAAGUCGGAGCUCGCCACCCUGCGCGUCGCCAAGGUGACCGGCGGCGCUGCGUCCAAGCUGUCAAAGAUCAAGUUUGUCCGCAAGUCAAUCGGGGGGGGGCUCCCCGACAAAGACCUCGUCCCGCUCGACCUGCGCAAGAAGCAGACGCGCGCGAUCCGCAGGGCCCUCACCAAGAAGGAGGCGGGCAUGAAGACCAAAAAGCAGCAGAAGAAGGACAAGCACUUUCCGCAGCGGCGGUACGCCGUCAAGGCGUGA